GAGUCUCUGGGACGCCCCGCGCGGCCGGCGCGACCGCGCCUCGCAAGUUCAGGAACCCACCCCCCAGAGCUCGAUACGGAACGAUAGGGCGUGGCGGGAAAUCCAUGGGGUCAGUCGGCCGCCGCGCGCGGGCAACAAUCUCGAGCAACAUUCCUGAGGCCCCAAGCUCAUGGGCAGCCGUAUGAAUAUAAACGCAAGCACACACAGCCACAAACAAACAGCAGACGCAAACGCGCGCGGGUAGCCGUAAACGCUGCAGACAGCAGCCACAAACACCAUAAGCAACACAGCCAUGAAACGACGAGCAGGCCACAACAUGCUCAUGCUCAGCGCCCUGCCGCGGGCGACGGCCUUCACGAACGUCCGACGCCGGUUCCAGCCGCGCGUCGUCUUAAGGGGAAUGGGGACCGAGCAGCUCGGCGCGGUCGCCGCGCCGGGCGUUCGUGUCAGGGCGCCGUGGACCAACGGCCAGCUCUAUCCGGGCCAAGUCACAUCGGUCGAGGGCGACAAGGUGUCCAUAAAAUUCGACGACGGCGACCAGCGGGAGGGCGUCACCUGGAAGGACUGCGCGGUCGGCCCCGCUGAUGAAAUGCCGGAGCCAUUAAUCGGCAUCCGCGUCAUGGCGCCGUGGAAGAACCGCCAUAUGUACCCGGGCCGCGUCGGCGCCGUGAGCAAAAGCAAGGACAAAGUGAAGAUCAACUUCGACGACGGCGACGUGCUGGUCGUGCCGUGGGCGGCCUGCCGCCUCCGCGACGCGCCAAAAGCCUCGUACAAGCGGCCCCAGAGCCUGUCUGAUUCUCUCUCGUACGCGGGCCUCACCGACUCGCAGCUCAAGCCGCGCGCGCAGCCCGCGCAUGAGAGCGCCCUCAAGUGGGUCGGCUUCGCCGCGACGCUCGCGGCCAUCUCGGCGGCCAUGCACGGCGCCGCCCUCACGACGUCCGGCACGUACACCUUCUUCGACGCAACGCUGAAGACGUGGGAUUGGGCGGCCGUGAUCUAUCCCCUAUGUGCCAUUGGCUCCGUCGUCUGGAACAUGAUUCACUACGAUCAGAAGGACAGCGCGGCGAUUGCGAAAGCUAUGGGCGGCUUCGAGAGCAACGACGCGGCGUUACGCGGUAUGGUGGCCGCCGUCCACGCACGAAGCGGUCUUGGUGGUGAAAUUCCGAAAGUGUAUAUUAUACCUUCAGAAGAACCAAAUGCCUUCGCUGCUGGGACCAAGGCGUCCGUCGUCGCCGUGACGACGGGACUGCUCGAUCUCCUGACGCCGCAGGAGUUACGAGCCGUGUUGGCUCACGAGAUCGGGCACGUACGGAAUAGAGAUAUGGCGCGGUCGCUGUUUUCGGGAUGCAUGGUGGCCGGGCUAGGGUUCGCAAUGACUAUUGGAGAUAUGCUGAUGCAGGGUGAGCGGCGGGAUCGACGGCGGAAGAAGAGCAAGGACGACAAGGGCGACUCAUCGCUCGGAGCGCUCGGGCUCAUCUUGUACGCCUCCGGGGCGAUCACGCAAGCCAUGGGUACUAUCCUCAGAAUGAUGCACUCACGAUCGGCGGAGUACGCGGCCGACGCGUUCGCGAAGAGCAUCGGCGCGGGAGCCGACCUCGCGUCGGCGCUGGAGAAACUCGAGGCGUCCCACGCGACGGUGAAACGAGACGAGAAGUCCCUCGGCCUCGCGGCGAACGCCUUCGCGGCGUCGUACAUCGACAACCCGCCGGAACGCGACUCGUGGUUACUCACGAUGGGCGGGUGGCUGCGGACGCAUCCCCGGAACCAGGACCGCAUCGAGCGGUUGCUCGCCUAGUUGCUAUUUCCCUUAUUCAGUUUAAGUAUACAAUCAUAUCCCAA
Molecule: messenger RNA, 1839 nt
Organism: Pelagomonas calceolata
Lineage: Eukaryota; Pelagophyceae; Pelagomonadales; Pelagomonadaceae
Source: the annotation of a GenBank genome assembly